UCUAUGUCGCGGACCGGCUUCAAGGUUUCAGUCUUGUUUAGUUUUGCUUGCAAUAAGAGAUCAAAGUCCUGAUGAUAGACAGACACUUGCCGCUGUAAAAGAUUCAGCCUUAUGAACCAUCCAGGUGCCUUCACUAUCUCUUCCACAGACCUACUGCUUCCUUCGUAUGCAAAAACUUUCUCCUUACCCCUCUCGGCUGGCCCUGCCCUGCUUCUUCGUCCUCUCGCGAUAGAAGACGGAACAGUUCCCCCGACCCAACAUGGCUGAAGAGGAGGUGGCCAAGUUGCAGAAGCACCUUGCCCUUCUGCGGCAGGAGUACGUGAAGAUGCAGCAGAAGCUGGCGGAGACGGAGCGGCGCUGCGCCAUGCUGGCGGCCCAGGCCAGCCAGGACAGCGGCAGCGAGUCCUUCAUCGGCCGCCUGCUCACCAUCGUGGGGGAACUCUACCAGCAGGACCAGUACAGUGACCUGAAGGUGAAGGUGGGAGAGACGAGGUACAGCGCUCAUAAGUUUGUGCUGGCGGCUCGCAGCGAAGUCUGGAGCCUGGCCAACCUGGCCUCCACAACGGAGCUGGACUUAUCGGACGCCAACCCCGAGGUCGCCAUGGCAAUGCUGCGUUGGGCGUACACGGACGAGCUGGAGCUCAGCGAGGAUGACGCCUUCCUGAUUGACCUCAUGAAGCUGGCCAACCGCUUCCAGCUUCAGCAGCUGCGGGAAAGGUGUGAGAAAGGGGUGAUGUCAUCGGUGAACGUGAGAAACUGCAUUCGCUUCUAUCAGACGGCCGAGGAGCUAAACGCCACCACCCUGAUGAACUACUGCGGCGAGAUCAUCGCCAGCCAUUGGGAUGACCUGAGGAAGGAGGACUUCUGCACCAUGAGUGCACAGCUGCUUUACAAGAUGAUCAAGUCCAAGACAGAGUUUCCUCUUCACAAAGCCAUCAAAGUGGAGCGGGAAGACGUGGUCUUCCUCUACCUCAUCGAGAUGGACUCGCAGCUGCCGGGGAAGCUGAACGAGCUGGACAACAACGGGGACCUGGCGCUGGACCUGGCCCUGUCGCGGAAGCUGGAGAGCAUCGCCACCACGCUGGUCAACAACAAGGCCGACGUGGACAUGGUGGACCAAAGCGGCUGGAGCCUUCUGCACAAAGCCAUCCAAAGAGGUGACGAGUUCGCCUCCACCUUCCUGAUCCGCCACUCGGCCCAGGUGAACGCGGCCACGGUGGGGGCGGUGGAGACGCCCCUGCACCUGGUCUGCUCCUUCAGUCCCAAAAAGCACUCCGGGGAGGUGAUGAACGGCAUGGCCCGCAUCGCCGAGGCCCUGCUCAAGACCGGGGCCAACCCCAACAUGCAGAACAGCAAAGGCAGAACCCCUUUACAUGAAGCGGUGGUUUCUGGGAAUGAGCCCGUCUUCAACCAGCUUUUACAGUGCAAGCAGCUGGACCUGGAGCUGAAGGACCAUGAAGGGAGCACAGCCCUGUGGCUGGCCCUCCAGUACAUCACCGUAUCUUCCGACCAGUCGGUCAACCCCUUCGAGGACGAGGCGCCGGUGGUCAACGGCACGUCCUUCGACGAGAACAGCUUCGCGGCCAGGCUAAUCCAGCGAGGCAGUAACCCGGACGCCCCCGACGCCACCACGGGGAACUGCCUCCUUCAGAGAGCGGCGGGAGUGAGAAACGAAGCCGCCGCCCUCUUCCUGGCCACCCACGGGGCCCAGGUCAACCACACCAACAAAUGGGGCGAGACCCCGCUCCACACGGCCUGCCGCUACGGCCUGGCCAACCUGACGGCCGAGCUGCUCCAGCAGGGGGCCAACCCCAACCUGCAGACGCAGAAGGCCCUGCCCGAGGAGGAGCGGGGGCAGGGCGUGUACCUGCAGAGCCCCCUCCACAUGGCCAUCGUCUACAACCACCCCGACGUGGUGUCCGUCAUCCUGGAACAGAAAGCCAAUGCCCUCCACGCCACCAACAACCUGCAAAUCAUCCCUGACUUCAGCCUCAAAGACUCUGUGGACCAGACUGUGUUAGGCCUGGCCCUCUGGACAGGCAUGCACACGAUAGCCGCCCAGCUCUUGGGCUCGGGUGCGGCCAUCAACGACACCAUGUCCAACGGGCAGACCCUGCUGCACAUGGCCAUCCAGAGGCAGGACAGUAAGAGCGCCCUCUUCCUGCUGGAGCACCAGGCCGACAUCAACGUCAGGACCCAGGACGGUAAGACGCCGCUGCAGCUCGCCAUCAGCAACCAGCUGCCGCUGGUGGUGGACGCCAUUUGCACGCGCGGUGCCGACAUGGCGGUGAUGGACGAGAAGGGGAACCCGCCUCUGUGGCUGGCCCUGGAGAACGGCCUGGAGGACAUCGCCUCCACUCUGGUGAGGCACGGCUGCGACGCCACCUGCUGGAGCGCAGGGCCGGGAGGCUGCCAGCAGACGCUGCUCCACCGCGCCAUUGACGAGAACAACGAGAGCAUGGCAUGCUUCCUCAUCCGCAGCGGGUGUGACGUGAACAGCCCGCGGCAGCCGGGGCCUAACGGCGAGGGGGAUGAGGAGGCCCGGGACGGACAGACGCCCCUUCACCUGGCCGGGAGCUGGGGCCUGGAGGAGGUGGUACAGUGCCUUCUGGAAUUCGGGGCUAACGUCAAUGCACAGGACGCGGAGGGAAGAGCGCCCGUCCACGUGGCCAUCAGCAACCAGCACAGCGUCAUCAUCCAGCUGCUCAUCUCGCACCCGGACAUCCGGCUGAACGUGCGCGACCGGCAGGGCAUGACCCCCUUCGCCUGCGCCAUGACCCACAAGAACAACAAGGCCGCCGAGGCCAUCCUGAAGAGGGAGCCCGGCGCGGCCGAGCAGGUGGACAACAAAGGGCGGAACUUCCUCCACAUAGCCGUGCACAACUCGGACAUCGAGAGCGUCCUCUUCCUCAUCAGCGUCCAGGCCAACGUCAACUCCCGGGUCCAGGACGCGGCCAAGCUCACCCCCCUCCACCUGGCCGUCCAGGCCGGCUCCGAGAUCAUCGUCCGUAACCUGCUGCUGGCCGGAGCCAAAGUGAACGAGCUGACCAAACACAGGCAGACCGCCCUGCACCUGGCGGCCCAGCAGGACCUGCCCACCAUCUGCUCGGUGCUGCUGGAGAACGGCGUGGACUUCGCCGCCGUGGACGAGAACGGAAACAACGCUCUCCACCUCGCGGUGAUGCACGGGCGCCUCAGCAACGUCCGGGCCCUCCUCACCGAGUCCAACAUCGACGCGGAGGCCUUCAAUCUCAGGGGUCAGUCACCCAUGCAUGUCUUGGGCCAGUAUGGCAAGGAGAAUGCGGCAGCCAUCUUUGAACUGUUCCUGGAGUGUAUGCCUGAGUAUCCUCUGGACAAACCCGACAGUGAAGGGAACACAGUGCUUCUGCUGGCAUACAUGAAAGGAAACGCUAACCUCUGUCGGGCCAUCGUGAGGGCUGGGGCUCGGCUGGGUGUGACCAAUAACCAGGGCAUCAACAUCUUCAACUACCAGGUCGCCACCAAGCAGCUGCUCUUCAGACUCCUAGACAUGCUGUCCAAAGAACCACCAUGGUGUGAUGGAUCAAACUGUUACGAAUGCAUUGCGAAGUUUGGCGUCACCACUCGGAAACAUCACUGUCGCCACUGUGGACGCUUGCUCUGUCACAAGUGUUCCUUGAAGGAGAUCCCCAUCAUCAAGUUUGACCUGAACAAGCCAGUGCGGGUGUGCGACAUCUGCUUCGACGUGCUGACUCUGGGGGGGGUGUCGUAAUGCCCGCCGGAACCCCGCGUCCUUCACUCCGGGCCCCACCGUGCCUGACGGGCGCCUGGGCGCGCAGUCCGGCCUGGAGGACCCCACGGGCCGUCCGCAGAGAGGCCUGGGGAAACCCUGGACCACUACUUCUGUACUAUUCCAGUCUUUCAAAAUUAUAUGCGUUAUAGUGGACUUUCAAGUAGAAUUUAAUAGUCUGGUCUGGUGAUCAAAGUAAUUGUGUGAGGAGAAAAAUAAAAGUCCAAUGGCUCCUUGACAGAGCUGGUUGGGGGAGUUUUGCAAAGGGGUGGGGGGGCUGUGUGUGUGGGGGGGGGGGGGUGUAAGGGGUUAAUCACCCCUACUAUUGAUGGGGAGUACUUAAGAAUCUUGAAAGUCACAUAAUGGUCAAAAUUAAACAUUGAACCUUACCUGCCAGUAAGAUAUACCUAAAAUGUUUUGGGUAUUACAUUCUGGUUAAAAGGUGAUUCCAAAACCUGAACCCUAAAAAUUGAGCUUUAAUUUAAAAUUAUAACUACUCUAAUUAUAGGCCCCUUUGAACUAACGAUUUAGUGGUUGCAAUACUGAUAAGACACUAAAAAAGAUACAGAAGUACAGUAUAUAAAAAUGCACCAUCACCAGAAUCCUUUGCAGUGCUUACUAUAUCUUGCUUUUAAAAUUAAAACUUUAAAGAAACAUGGUAUAAUGUCCAUGGAAUGGAAAUAACGCAUCAUCAGUGGACUAUUAUUAAUUUACUCUUAAUGUACUCUUUUCUGUGCUAUAUCACAUGAAUCAUACACUUAUUAAAUAAUGGCUCAUUUGUUUGCUCAUCUCCAGUCAGUGUGACCCAGUUUCUAGCUGUGUAUGGGAAUAUUCCAGAAUUGGGAAUUAGUUCUGGAAAUACAGAGUAACCAAUCCUAGCCUUUUGAUAAUGAGACUAAAACUUUAGUCUUCAUUUGUUGCUCACAUUUUAAACAUGACAUCACGUUUUUCCCAGGUCAGCAAAGUAUACAUUCCAUUCAUUCUGAGCCUUAACUAUGUUGAUUUGUCACUCUAAGAAGUUAUCGUUAAAGUCCGUCAAAUUGCAUCAAGUGGCUUUGUAACCCUUCAUGAAUUACUUUACGUUCUCCUUAUAGCUAGGCUAAGCUGGUGCACUUUAUCAAAUUUACAAGACAUUUCUGAUCAUUUUGGGAGGGAGAAUGGGGUGGGGUUAAUGGUCCGCUCUAGAUGUUAAAUUGUACAGAUAAAUGUAUAAUAUUUUUGACCACUACAACUGUUUUGUACUUAAUGCAGUUUGUGCUUUUUGUCAAUGUGACAAACUUAACUUGCCUCUGUUAAUCUUUUAUGCACAUUGUUAAUCUUUUAUGCACAUUGUAUAGUAUCUGUUAGCUCAGAUAUUCAGCCUGUCCCUCCCUCUAGUAUUCCUGGAACAAAAGGGAGGACAACUUUACAUAAAGGUCGUAAAAAAAAAAAGAACAGCAACUUUGACUCACAUUUAUUUUUCAGAAUAACUGCCAUCCAUGUUUCGUCUCCCUACAUGUUGGAGUGAACAAGUUUGAGUGCACAGCAAUGCUCAAUUAAAGUGGUCUUUUUAUAUUA
This is a messenger RNA of Anguilla rostrata (American eel), 5326 nucleotides long. RefSeq names its product ankyrin repeat and FYVE domain containing 1 (gene ankfy1). The transcript is spliced from 25 exons. Gene Ontology annotation, molecular function: metal ion binding; protein binding. The record is from RefSeq and is a predicted model, not a curated record. Lineage: Eukaryota; Metazoa; Chordata; Actinopteri; Anguilliformes; Anguillidae. Bases 260 to 3751 code for a protein of 1163 amino acids.